AUGCCGCUUGGAACAUUACACAAGCUUUGCAUCGAUGCUGAAGCUGAGGAAGCAGUUUUGAAUCAUUCCAAGGGCUUCAAGCCGCUUUAUCAUGCUAUCUGCGCCCUCUCGUCAUUGAGCUUGGUACUCGGAGGUCAGCAGAGCUUUCUCAUAGAGGCCUUCCAGCACUACGACUGGGCUAUCUCCACCUGCAUCGGCUGCGCAUGGGCUGAACCCAGCUCUCUGUUUUAUCUGCACUUCAUUCUACUUAUCUACGACAUCUGUUGUGUAGCGCAGGGCAUCCCAGAUCAAGACAUGUGGGCCCAGCAUCUCCAGCAUCUCGCGCGGUUGAUGUACUGCCUGCGAAAAGACGAGCUGGACAAGACACAGGCAUACAUACUGUGGUACAUCCUGUAUCUCGAUACACAAUCGAGUCUGGCAGGAAAUGACGAGGCAGGAUCGUGUGUACGAGCUCAUCUCGCCAACGGCUCCUUUCUCCCAAGUUGGACUCAAUUGCAGUACGCGCAUGAGGAUAUCGACUCGCAGAACGAUUCUGGUAACUCCUCGACGGUUCACGAUUUAGCACUCUUUAUGUGCAAGCAGUUCGCCAAGCUGAGCCAGCUGGCUUUGCGGAUGCGAAAGGAGACCAAGGAAGGGAAGAGCGAUGUUGCGAUGCGUCAGAAGUGCAUCGAGGACUUCCACUACCAUCUUUACUCAGGCUGGACCCGAAGGUACCAGGUGAUUCUCGUACGGACCUCGUCAGAGGCCAGACUAUGGGUGGAUCCGCUAUCACGUACGAUGUUGGACUUUGCUUUGCUGCAAUACUCGACUACCGUCAUCUACUUGCAUACUAGCAUGUAUCCAGGUCAGUCCCUUCGCUUGUCUCCUAUGCGGAAAUGGGUUGCGCAACACUGUUCCAAGAUACUAUCUCUUGUAUCGAAUCAGAGUCUCGGCCAACAUCACCUGUCUUUCCCGCUCUUCUUGGCUGGCUAUGCAAGCAAAAGCAUACAGGAAAAGGUCCAAGCUGUGAAACUCAUGGAAAGUAUGCAGGCCGUGGGACUGAGCAAUGGAAGUCUACGAUCACUCGCCCUGCUUAAACUCAUCUAUGCGGAGCAGGAGGCCAGGCGUGGUUCCUUGGUGAAGACGGAAGACGUAGACUGGAUCGGUUUCUCGCACGAAGUAGGGAUAAAGGUGGUGAACUUCAGCCUUUAA
Aureobasidium namibiae CBS 147.97 is the source of this 1191-nucleotide messenger RNA. RefSeq lists its product as uncharacterized. The transcript is spliced from 3 exons. Bases 1 to 1191 code for a protein of 396 amino acids. The record is from RefSeq and is a predicted model, not a curated record. NCBI's taxonomy places the organism in Eukaryota, Fungi, Ascomycota, Dothideomycetes, Dothideales, Saccotheciaceae.